Candoia aspera is the source of this 1621-nucleotide messenger RNA. RefSeq names its product golgi phosphoprotein 3 like (gene GOLPH3L). Gene Ontology annotation, cellular component: trans-Golgi network; Golgi cisterna; cytosol. The record is from RefSeq and is a predicted model, not a curated record. Gene Ontology annotation, biological process: Golgi vesicle budding; retrograde vesicle-mediated transport, Golgi to endoplasmic reticulum; Golgi organization. The transcript is spliced from 5 exons. Bases 171 to 1028 code for a protein of 285 amino acids. Gene Ontology annotation, molecular function: phosphatidylinositol-4-phosphate binding. NCBI's taxonomy places the organism in Eukaryota, Metazoa, Chordata, Lepidosauria, Squamata, Candoiidae.
GCCCGAGGGCUGCGGCUGCCCGGGAGCAGGGAGGCGGCCGAGCAGCGGGCGGGCAGCGGGGCCGGGACCGCAGGCUGUCGAGAGGCCCGGCGGGCGGGCCCGGAUGGCACAACCUGCGGCUGUUUGCACAGCGACGUUCCGGUUUGGGUUCCAGAGGCAGCAGAGGAGCCAUGACCACGUUGAUCCGCCGAGGGAGACGCGUGGACGCUGGACAGGAUGCGGACAGGCGGGGGGAGGGUGACGAAGAUGCCCUGGUGGACAAGACUUUGGGCGAGGAAGACCCGGGAGACUCCAAAGAGAUCCGCCUCACCCUCAUGGAAGAGAUCUUGCUUUUGGGACUGAAGGAUAAAGAGGGCUACACAUCUUUCUGGAAUGACUGCAUUUCCUCGGGGCUGCGAGGCGGCAUCCUCAUUGAGCUAGCCAUGCGAGGAAGGAUACAGCUUGAGCCACAGUCCAUGAGGAAAAAACGGCUGCUGGAUCGAAAGGUCCUCGUAAAGUCCGAUGCCCCGACUGGGGACGUCCUCCUUGAUGAGACACUCCGCCAUCUCAAAGCCACCGAGCCAGCCGAGACGGUGCAGACCUGGAUUGAAUUGCUCACAGGCGAAACCUGGAACCCUUUCAAGCUGCAGUACCAGCUCCGCAACGUCCGUGAGCGGAUUGCCAAGAACCUCGUGGAGAAGGGCAUCCUGACCACCGAGAAGCAGAACUUCCUCCUCUUCGACAUGACCACCCACCCGGUCACGAACACCACGGAGAAGCAGCGCCUGGUGAAGAGGCUCCAGGAGAGCGUCCUCGACAGGUGGGUCAACGACCCCCACCGCAUGGACCGGAGGACUUUGGCGCUGCUGGUCCUGGCCCACGCCUCGGACGUCAUGGAAAGCGUCUUUGCCAGCCUGGUGGAUGAGAAGUACGAUGUGGCUAUGAAUAGGUCCAAGGAUCUGGUGGAUAGGGACCCUGAGGCGGAGGCUGCCAAGGCAGGGGGCACAGAGAUGAUCUGGGCUGUGUUGGCAGCCUUCAACAAGUCCUAAAUCCUCCCGGCUGAGCGAAGCGUUUCCAAGGGGUUCAGCUGUUUUCCUCCGGGAGCGAGGCUUUUGCUUGCUGGAAUCUUCCCGAGUUCCCGAGCAAGAGCCUUCGGGGACUUCGGCUUGCCAUGGCCACCGCCGGCCACUGACGCUGGGCCCGGUGAGCUCACUCUGUUACAGGGACAGCCCUACCUUCACCGCCACUGCCGCCAUCACAUCCUCUUCUUUGGAUCUGGGAAUGAGCCAAGAAGUUUGCGCCUUGCUCUUCCCCCUGAUCCCGGGCUGAUUUCUUUCCUAGAUCCCGAGUUAAAAUGAAGGAGGGCCUGUGUCUGGUGCAAAAGGAUUGAACAGUCGUUCUCUCCCUCUGCCCCCCCCCCCACUUUUCCUCUGAGUUCAAAUCCUCCUCUUUUUGCCGCAUCGGGGAGGAAUUAAUUUCAGCGUGCUCGAUCGUUGCCUUCCUUUCUACUUUUUAACCUCACGAUUCCGACCUCGGUUGUUGUCUUGCCUCGUUUUUCAAUCACAGUUCCUCUGCUUUUUUAUUGUGCUGUUCUUCUUGUGUUUGUUUAGAAAAGACCAUUACACCACAGGUGUCUAUGCAA